This is a messenger RNA of Suillus paluster, 1541 nucleotides long. RefSeq names its product PUA-like domain-containing protein. Gene Ontology annotation, molecular function: ubiquitin protein ligase activity. The record is from RefSeq and is a predicted model, not a curated record. The coding region runs from base 169 to 1242 and encodes 357 amino acids. NCBI's taxonomy places the organism in Eukaryota, Fungi, Basidiomycota, Agaricomycetes, Boletales, Suillaceae. The transcript has 9 exons. Gene Ontology annotation, biological process: protein ubiquitination; negative regulation of gene expression via chromosomal CpG island methylation.
GCCUUGUUUAGUCGUCGAGUUGUCGUCGACGGAAUCAAACCUUAGAAGAUGUGACCCAGCCCAAGUUUGACCUUUCGAAGAUCAUGUCUUUCGAACUCCGAUUGCAGUCACUGAUCAUAACACGCCCUAUGGGCAUUGGGUAUCACCCUGACAGUCACCAACGACACGAUGGACCUCUUGAGCCCACUAGAAGGAGUCGAAUACAUCAGCAGUAGCUCGGACGAGGAGAUGGAGAUUGGCCCAGAAGAAAUAGCCAGAAAAGAGGGCCAGGAGGUCCGGGUAAGUAGUAGCAGGCCGGCGCAGCGCUUCGGGGAGAUCCCCGGAGUAAAGGUCGGGGCAAAGUGGGAGAAUCGCAAAGGGUGUUCUAUUGCUGGCGUGCACCGCCUAACUCAGGGUGGCAUAUGUGGUAAUAAGGGAGAGGGCGCAUUCUCCGUUGUCCUUUCAAAUUACUACGCACAUAACAAGGAUCUCGGUGACACGAUCGACUAUGCAGGUUCAGGGGGUCGCGAGAUCAUCGUUAAAGGCGGCAGGUCUGUGCAAGGCCAGCAGAUUCAUGACCAGGAUUGGAGCGGUCGGGGAAAUGCAGCACUUCGUACAUCUCGUCAUACAGGCAAGCCCGUGCGCGUCAUCCGGAGUCACAAAGGACUGUCCAAGUUUGCACCCGCGGAGGGGCUUCGGUAUGAUGGCUUGUACACCGUUAAGAAGGCAUGGAAAGAUAAGAAUGCCGACGGUCUUGAUAUCUGUCUCUACAGGCUGGAGAGGGUUCCAGGCCAACCACCCUUGCCCUGCCGUCCGGGUCGGGGUGCUGGCCGUGGGCCAUCUCCCGCCUCCGUAACUACAUCAGACAAGACUGUCAUCUCGCCCUCGGGUACACCGAUUCUUCAUCAGCGCGACGUCUGGUCAUCGGAGUCCGAAGAUGACCAUGCCAAUGUGGCCAAGAAGCGCAAACUGGCCUACCGACCGGCGCCAUCAUCGUUGUCCGGCCCACCUCCUGCGUCUACCAAGCCUAGUAGCUUCCGAAUGGAGCGCCUGCGAAAAUUGGACGAUGAAUUUUUGUCCAAGCUCUGGGACGACAAAGAGGUAGAGGACAAGGACCUCAACCGUGAUGACGAAGAGGAAAAAGACGAGGACCUCGAUUGUGAUGAUGAAGAGGAAGACAAGAUCCUCGACCAUGAUGACGAAGAGGAAGACCAGAACGUUGAAACCAUGACUUCCCCGAUUCCAUCUUUCCCAUUCUUCUGAGCGAGUCAGUUACAGUUGUAAAAUACUCAUGAUAUCCCAGUUCUCAAUUCUUUGGAUCAUCUGGAAUGUCUGUUUGCUGAUAUCAUUCUGCUAGGUCUGUCUAUGCAAUCCGUUGUUAAACUUGUAUCUGCCCCCACGUUGUUGCUCUUGCUUUGUGAUUGAUAUCUUGAUUUCAUAUACUUAUGUUACCUUGCGUCAAAUCACAGGUUACUCCGUGUGCCGAUAAUUAGAUGAUACUACAGGUAAUAUUGUGCACAGCUCUAAAAUAUAGUCUGACUUGAUGCUGGUUUCGACGAUGA